Molecule: messenger RNA, 960 nt
Organism: Saxophila tyrrhenica
Lineage: Eukaryota; Fungi; Ascomycota; Dothideomycetes; Mycosphaerellales; Extremaceae
Exons: 1
Coding region: 1-960 (319 amino acids)
Source: RefSeq, a predicted model, not a curated record
AUGACUCAGCCAUCGUCUGCAGAUAUGACCUUCGACAGCUCGCUCGUGGAUGUCCAACGAUCGUUCUCCUCCACAGAUACCAACACUACCAGCUCGACUGGGAAAGAAAAUAUGCCGCCAUCAGAUCACUCGGAUCCUGUUUCAGCACCUACCUCACAGUUCAAGGACGUCUCCACGGAUGAACUGUACUCGGAAUGGGCUGCGACGUACGAUACGGACGGCAAUAUCCUGCAGUUCAUCGAUGACUUACAGAUGACUGACCUCUUGGAGCAAUUCGUUUCACUGUGCUGUGCGCAAGACCUGGAUUCCAACGAUUACCGGCUUGAUAUACUGGACUUAGGAUGCGGUACUGGUCGCAACACGCUCAAGCUCUUACAAACACCUUGGCCUACCGAUCGCGAUGUCAACGUCCACGGCUGGGACGGGAGUCAGGCCAUGCUGGACCUCGCCCGGACGAAAUGCGCCAACGCAGUCUCGUCAUCCGCGAGUACCAAGAUGGUCAUGGAGUUUGCUGCUGUCGACAUCUCGAACCCCGAAAACGUCCCAAAGCAGUACGACGACCUCUUCAAUGGCCUGAUCUCAACGCUUGUACUCGAGCACAUCGAGAUUGAGACCUUCUUCGCCAUCGUAGCUCGGCUUCUCAAACCUGGCGCUCACGCUCUCAUCACAAACAUGCACUCCGACAUGGGCAGACUCUCACGUGCAGGGUAUAAGGCAGCGACAGGUGAGCGGUAUAGAGCUACUUCGUACAUCUACACGCCUCAGGAGACUGUUGAGGCUGCGGCGGCUGCUGGACUGGAUCUCGUGGGUGAGAUUGACGAGGUCGCGGUGGAUGGGAGGAUGAUUGACGGCGGCGUCCUGGACAAUGGUGUGCGUGUUGAGAAGGGUGGGGUCAGGGAGGGAGCGAGGAAGUGGGUUGGGACGAAGGUGUGGUAUGGCAUGAUGUUGAGGAAGAGAUGA